Messenger RNA from Xiphophorus couchianus (Monterrey platyfish), 1421 nucleotides. RefSeq names its product gastrula zinc finger protein XlCGF8.2DB-like. The coding region runs from base 2 to 1012 and encodes 336 amino acids. The transcript has 2 exons. NCBI's taxonomy places the organism in Eukaryota, Metazoa, Chordata, Actinopteri, Cyprinodontiformes, Poeciliidae. Gene Ontology annotation, molecular function: RNA polymerase II cis-regulatory region sequence-specific DNA binding; DNA-binding transcription factor activity, RNA polymerase II-specific. Gene Ontology annotation, biological process: regulation of transcription by RNA polymerase II. The record is from RefSeq and is a predicted model, not a curated record.
CAUGCAGUGUAACAUUUAUUACCAGGAGAGGAGAUCCACUCUGGACCAGGAGGAGUUGGAACCUCUGCAGGUGAAACAAGAACAGGAAGAGCCAGAAGAUCAUCAGAUAAAAGAAGAGCAGGAGGAUCUAAAACACCAGCAGAUAAAAGUGGAAGAGAAAGAAGUUUACUGCAGUCAGGGUGAAGAACAGAUUGAAUUAAAACAGGAGACUGAUACCUGCAUGGUGGUUCCUGUUGAUGAGCAAACAGACCACACUGAAUCAGAACCAAACAGGAACCAAGACAUCUUCCAGGAAGCUGCUGAAGCUGAGAACCAAAAUCAGGAAAGAAGAAAACCUUUCUCAAGUGUCAUCUGUGAAAAGCGUUUGACUUUCAAAUCUGUUUUUGAUGCUCAUAUGAGAACUCAUACGGGUGAAAAGCCGUUUACAUGUGUGAACUGUGGAAAAAGUUUUUUUCACAAACAUCAUUUAACUCGGCACAUGAUGAUUCACACUGGUGAAAAGCAGUUUACAUGUGUGACCUGUGGGAAAAGUUUUAUUCGAAAACAUGUUUUAACUAAGCACAUGAUGAUUCACACUGGUGAAAAGCCGUUUUCUUGUGUGACCUGUGGAAAACGUUUUCUUCGAAAACAGGAUUUCAGUAAGCACAUGAUGAUUCAUACUGGUGAAAAGCCAUUUCCAUGUGUGACCUGUGGAAAAAGUUUUAUUCGAAAACAGGAUUUAAGUAAGCACAAGAAGAUUUACACUGGUGAAAAGUCUUUUUCAUGUGUGAACUGUGGAAAACGUUUUAGUCAAAAACAGAAUUUAACUCAGCACAUGAUGAGACACACUGGUGAAAAGCCGUUUUCAUGUGUGACCUGUGGAAAAAGUUUUAUUCGAAAACAGGAUUUAACUCAGCACAUGAUGAUUCACACUGGUGAAAAGCCGUUUUCAUGUGUGACCUGUGGAAAAAGUUUUAUUCGAAAACAGGAUUUAACUAAGCACAUGACACGUCACACAGUUGAAAAGCUGUAGAAGUAUGUUCCAUAAAUGUCCUGUGUUGUAUUUGUUAAAUGUGAUCAUUUUGAUCUUCACAUUUGGAUACUUAGAGAUGUUCAACCAUGACACAUUUUCCUUCAUUGAUGUUUUAUAUUUCUGGUAUAUUCUGUAUCAAAAAACAAUAAUGAUAAACUUUAUGUUAUUGUAUUAACUUACUAUUUAUGUCAAACUGUAUGUUGUGUGUGUACAACAUGAAGAGCAGAGGGCUCAGCACACAGCCCUGAGAAGUGCCAAUACUGAUGCUGAUAGAUGAAGAGGCUUGGGGGCCCACUGACUAUUUCAUGCAUUAACAGAGUUUGACCGGACAUGGACUCCCUUCCAGAACAUUCUCACAUGAUUGGACUUGAGGGAUUGAUUUGUAUUAUUCUGUACCAUAGAGAGUGAG